Erythranthe guttata (spotted monkey flower) is the source of this 801-nucleotide messenger RNA. Lineage: Eukaryota; Viridiplantae; Streptophyta; Magnoliopsida; Lamiales; Phrymaceae. The record is from RefSeq and is a predicted model, not a curated record.
AUGGAUACGAGCAUACGAGUUAGACGAAGUGAUCAUGGGAUAUGGAGUGUCUUUCAUAGGCCGCACAACCCUCAUCCUCAUCCUCGGGUGUUAUGUUAUUUGGUCCAGAUGAAGUUAUAUGGUGUAUAUCGAUGUCGACGUAUGCAAGCAGAUUGGGCUCUUAUCACUGCAUUAGUAGAGAGAUGGCGCCAGGAGACUCACACAUUUCACCUGCGUGUAGGGGAGGUGACAGUCACCCUACAGGACGUGGCGUUGAUAUACGGACUACCGGUUGACGGACGUCCGGUCAUAGGAGUUGAUACUCAUCGUAGGACUCGUGAGUGGCAGCAGUAUUGUAUGACAUGGCUGGGAUUUGCACCGGAUUCAUCAAAGAUAAAAGGAUCGAAGUUGAGCGUCAAAGUCCUUAGUGAAUAUUUAAUCAAUAAUCCCGUUCUUGAUAAUAGUACAUAUGAGCAUCUUGUUCAUUACACUCGAGGGAUUGCUUUUCUCAUAGUAGGGGGGAUUAUGUGUCCCGAUCACACUGGCGACUCUAUUCCAUUGCUGUAUUUGAGACAUUUAGAAGAUCUUGAUGCUGUCAGUACAUAUAGUUGGGGUAGUUGUACUCUAGCAGUCCUCUACCACGAGUUGUGCAAAGCAUCGAAGAUAUCUGCAAAAGAAAUCAGUGGUCCUGUUCAAUUAUUACAGAUAUGGGCAUGGAUGCGGAUUCCUCCAUCAAGGCCCAUACCUACUCUGGCGAAAUGGGGCACAACACUUGAGUAUGCAGGAUAUGAGUUUCCCGUACCACCUUACGGUGCACGGUAA